Molecule: messenger RNA, 1696 nt
Organism: Gastrolobium bilobum
Lineage: Eukaryota; Viridiplantae; Streptophyta; Magnoliopsida; Fabales; Fabaceae
Product: probable transcription factor PosF21
Exons: 4
Coding region: 363-1355 (330 amino acids)
Biological process (GO): regulation of DNA-templated transcription
Cellular component (GO): nucleus
Molecular function (GO): DNA-binding transcription factor activity
Source: RefSeq, a predicted model, not a curated record
UUUGGUUUGACCGUUGAAUUCAGUGUUACACAUGACAUGUGAUGUGAUGUGGUGUGAGAAGCCAAAGCUGUAGUUUCGAUUCUCUUAACCUUUUUCCAAACGUUCUGGAUCUUCCAUGUCUGAUCUAAUCUAACUCAACAUUCUUCCACACUCAAAGGUACAUGUUUUAGUUUUAGUUUCCAUCACUCUUCUCUAUUCUAAUUCCCCAUGUUUAAUUAACUAUAUGAUAAUUAACCUAUGCUUUAUAUUCAACAUAAGCAGAUUCAAUUGAAGUUUAUUUUUUGUUUCUAGGUCUACAAUUCCAUGUUUUUUUCAUUUAAUAAAUUUAUACUAACUAGGUUUGUGGAGUGAUUGAGGUGAUAAUGGAUAAGAACAAAUCCACUGGUCUUCCACCUCCAUGUGGCCGUUACUCAACAACAGCAAAUGUGAAAUCAGAGCCAUCACCAACAUCAUCAUCAUCAGACUCAGCUACCUUUAGCCAUGAUAUUAACACAAUGAGUGAUAAUCCUCCAAGAAACAGAGGGCAUAGGCGUGCUCAUUCUGAGAUUCUGACCCUACCUGAUGAUAUUAGCUUUGAUAGUGAUAUUGGCAUAGUUGGAGCUGAUGACAAUGAUGAAGAUUUACUUUCCAUGUACCUUGAUAUGGAUAAAUUCAAUUCUGAAGACAACAACAUUGUUGAUCAAAGUCAUGGUUUUAGGCACAAACAUAGCCAGUCCAUGGAUGGAUCAUCAACCACAAUCAAUCCUGACAUGUUACUAUCCGUUCCUGAUUCUAAAAAAGCAAUGUCUGCUGCUAAGCUUGCAGAGCUUGCCUUAAUUGAUCCCAAGCGUGCUAAAAGGGUAUGGGCAAACAGACAGUCUGCUGCAAGAUCAAAAGAAAGGAAGAUGCGUUACAUUUCCGAGCUUGAAAUGAAGGUGCAGACAUUGCAAACUGAAGCAACAUCCUUGUCUGCACAAUUAACUAUCUUGCAGAGGGAUACAAACGGACUGAAUGCUGAGAACAGUGAGAUGAAGUUGCGAUUGCAAACCAUGGAGCAACAAGUUCACUUGCAAGAUGCAUUGAACGAUGCAUUGAAAGAGGAAAUUCAGCAUUGGAAAGUACUGACUGGGCAAGCUAUGCCGAAUGGAGGACCUAUGAACUUUUCUUCAUUUGGAGGGGGGCAACAAUUCUAUUCCAACAAUCAGGCGAUGCACACUCUUUUAGCUUCACAACAGUUUCAACAACUUCAAAUUCAUUCCCAGAAGCCGCAACAUCAACUUCAGCAGCAACAGCAGCAUCAGCUUCAGCAACAGCAGCAUCAGCUUCAGCAACAGCAACAACAGUUUCAGCAGCAUCAACCGCAGCAGGAACAGUAGUAUCAAAAAAAUGGGGAACUUGAAAAGGAGAGGGACCCAUAAAUAGCUUCAUCAGAUGCAAAUCCUUCAGCGGCCGAUUAUUUUAGAGACUUCACAUUGUCUUUAUCUUCUCCAAUACCUUUAAUUACCCUUUGUCUUGUGUCUAGAGUUUGUUAAGGUCAGAGUCAUAUAUUUCUUAUUCAUGAACAGUUCAAAUGGUCCUUGUUAGAGAUUGAGAAUUAUGUAUUGUUCCUUGGCUUUGUAAAAUUCUUCUGUACCUUUGGUUAUAGAUCUGUGAGGCGGAUUUAUGUUUGUUAAGUCUGCCUUCAAUUGUUCUGUAUUCCUAUAAACUAGAAUUUCCC